This is a messenger RNA of Fukomys damarensis (Damara mole-rat), 1707 nucleotides long. RefSeq lists its product as uncharacterized. The record is from RefSeq and is a predicted model, not a curated record. Bases 673 to 1323 code for a protein of 216 amino acids. The transcript is spliced from 2 exons. NCBI's taxonomy places the organism in Eukaryota, Metazoa, Chordata, Mammalia, Rodentia, Bathyergidae.
UUUCAGCCUCCCAGAGUGUUGGGAUUAGUUAUGGGCCAUCAUGCCUGGUAUUGUCAGCAAAUAUUUCGAGGGUCUUAUCAGAGCCACACAUGACACCUCAGAGAAGACAAAAGGGAGAAAGGAUUAAAAACCUAGCUAAAGGUAACAGACUGUUAUAAACAGGUCACCUGUGUACUGAGUAAGAAGCCCUGGUAGGGAGACCAAAGGAGGGGAUUGGUCCAGAGAUGACAGUAUGUUAGGGAAGGGGAGGAUCCUCUGUGAAGACAACACUUGAGCAAAGAUUUAGAAGGGGGGGGGUGCACAGGCAGUGCAAAGGCCCUGGGGUGAGUAGAGCAAGGCAUAUCCAUACCUUCAAGGACAGUGGGGUGAGUACAGCCCAGGGAGGAGGUCAGCUCAGGUGGGGGUUGUGGGUUCCCAGGUGUAAUGUCUGGGUGCUGGGCAGGCAGGCUGUUACUCUCCAGCACAGCAAUGCCUGUAGGUGAGUAGGCCUGCUGUCUCUACAAGCUGCAGCCCAGCACUGGGUCCACAGGCUCAGCCCCAUGGAUCUACCACCUUCCAGGUGCUGUCUUUUUUUUGGUAUUGGGGAUUGAACUCAGGUCCUUGAGCUUGCCAGGUAGGGGCGGUGCCGCUGAGCUAAAUCCCUGGCCCUAGGGCUGGGAGUUUCUGGCCCAGAUGUCUACGGGCUCUCAGACAAGGUCCAGGCCACUGAUGGUGCAACAGCCCCGUGAGGCCUCCAGCCGGGAGCGGACAGAGGCCUGCGCACAACUAAGGGACUGGGGUCACAUGCCAGGGCUGCGGGUCCCAGGACUUGGUGCAGAGCCCGCUCUGGACAUCUGGAGUGCCCAGGAGGGCCUCUUAGCAACCCCGCGAGAUGGACGAGGCGCCCGAGCACAGCUCAACGACGGAGGUGAAGUCCUGGCGCGGGGCCCAGCGGUCUCAGGGCCUUCGGAAGCGUGUGGUUGUUGUUCCAGCGGUGGGCCGGUUCCAAGGCGGCCCGAUCCGAGCUCUUCCUUAGGCGCAGCGCGGGUUGGGGCGCAGGUCCCCGCCGAGCGCGCCCUCUGCACUGAAGCGACCCUGCGGAGCGCGAUGAAGCUCGCCCGGCCCCAGGUGCAGGAGCUGACCGGGGCAGGAGGCGGCAGCGGCAGGGGUACCCCGGGCUGGGGCAGCACGGGUAGCCGGGACCUCGAUCUGUGCCCAGAGCGUACCCACCACCCUCGCCUGCCCUGCUCUCAUUGGGCGGUUCGCUGCCGCCCCGUGAUUGGUCCGAGCGGCCAGCUCUCGUCCAGUAGACGCACUGCUGCUGGCGCGAGUUCAGAGGGCUGACGGGCGGGGCGUGCCGAGGCUUCUCGGCCACUCUGCCGAGCCGGGCGCUCCGGGUGAGUGAGUCCUGUGACCCUGACCACCCACGGUCCCCGACCUGGGCCCGAUGAGCGCCGCCGUGCCCUCGCCCUCGCCCUUCCGUCGAUCUCUCCGCCCCUAGUCUUGGCCUGCCCUGAGCGCCGGGCGGGAUCCCCAGACGCCCCUGGCUUCUCCAUUCUCCCCUCGCCCCUAGCCUGCCGGUCGGAAAAGCGAGCCAGUUCAUGCCUGGAAAAAGCAAUGUGGCUCAGGCACUGUGAUGACGCCCGCCCGCCAUUCCAGCACUGCGGAGGCUGAGGCAGCAGGAUGGAAUAUUCGUGCCCAGCCUGGGCGACUUAGCGAGACCCCAUC